This is a messenger RNA of Humulus lupulus (European hop), 1330 nucleotides long. RefSeq lists its product as uncharacterized. The transcript has 3 exons. NCBI's taxonomy places the organism in Eukaryota, Viridiplantae, Streptophyta, Magnoliopsida, Rosales, Cannabaceae. Gene Ontology annotation, molecular function: hydrolase activity. Bases 159 to 1109 code for a protein of 316 amino acids. The record is from RefSeq and is a predicted model, not a curated record.
UGUACUAGGCGGUCGAAUUUUCACCACACAAUACAACAAUCAAGUACACUGUCAGUUAUUACCCGCUCUCGUUAUUAUCACUGUUAAUCUACAAGUUCUAGCAGUCAGCUGUUACAAUUUUCCUAUUAUAGCAAAAUACAACACACACAACUGAGAAAAUGGAGCACUCGACGGUUCCCACAAACGGAAUUAACAUGCACAUUGCGUCCAUCGGGACUGGUCCGGCAGUUCUGCUCCUCCAUGGCAUCCCUGAGCUCUGGCAUUCCUGGCGCCACCAGAUGCUCUCUCUCUCCUCCUUGGGUUACCGCUGUAUAGCCCCCGAUCUCCGUGGUUAUGGUGACACCGACGCGCCACCGUCGCCGGAGUCUUACAGCGUUCUCCACAUCGUCGGUGACCUCGUCGGCCUUCUGGACCAUCUGGGUAUCGACCAAGUCUUCUUGGUUGGCCAUGACUGGGGAGCUUUCAUGGCUUGGUAUUUUUGCAUGUUCAGGCCCGAAAGAGUCAAAGCUUUGGUCAACCUCAGUGUCGCUUACAUUCCCAGGAACCCAGCGAUGAGAUUCUUGGAUGAGUUUAGGGCUUUCUUUGGGGACGAAUUCUACAUGUGCAGGUUUCAGGAACAAGGAGAGAUUGAAAAAGACUUUGCUUCUGAAGACACUGCAACAGUACUAAAGAAACUUUAUACAUCUUUUGGGCCAACUCCUUUACUCAUACCAAAAAAAACAGAAGGAGGAUUCAAGAGUUUAAAAGCUCCAGAUACAUUACCCUCUUGGGUGACAGAAGAAGUCAUCAGCUACUGUGCCAAUAAGUUCAACCAGAAGGGCUUUACCGGAGGAUUGAACUAUUAUCGAGCUUUGAACUUUUCAUGGGAGCUCCUAGCACCUUGGACAGGAGCACAAGUCAAAGUUCCAACGAAGUUCAUAAUUGGGGAUCAGGACACCUUGUACCAUGUACCCAGCAUGAAGGCAUACAUAGAAAGUGGUGGUGGCUUUAAAAAAGAUGUGCCCUUGCUGGAAGAAGUUGUUAUAAUGGAAGGUGUGCCUCACUUUAUCAACCAAGCAAAGCCAGAGGAGAUUAGCUUUCAUAUAUAUGAACUCAUUAAGAAGUUCUGAGUUUAAUUUUCUUUGAAUAAUGUACCAACGUUUUAUUUAUCUAUUCAUCCAAAUUAAGGUAAAACAGAACAGUCAUGAUGUACCUGAAUAAAAUAAUUUUUUAUGCUGAUUGUAUUUUUAGUAGCUUGUGUAUCAUGUUAGUUGUGUCAUGAGUUUUGCUUUGUUAAAAGUUUAAGUGGAGUAAAUUCUCAUCAAAUACUUAUUUAUUGCUUUGGUACUUA